Messenger RNA from Ziziphus jujuba (common jujube), 2162 nucleotides. RefSeq names its product GRAS family protein RAM1. Gene Ontology annotation, biological process: regulation of DNA-templated transcription. Gene Ontology annotation, molecular function: sequence-specific DNA binding; DNA-binding transcription factor activity. The record is from RefSeq and is a predicted model, not a curated record. NCBI's taxonomy places the organism in Eukaryota, Viridiplantae, Streptophyta, Magnoliopsida, Rosales, Rhamnaceae. The transcript is spliced from 2 exons. Gene Ontology annotation, cellular component: nucleus. Bases 21 to 2162 code for a protein of 713 amino acids.
GAGAAAAAUUGUAGAAAAUUAUGAUUAACUCACUUUGUGGAAGCAUGUCAAUCAAAAGUGAGAGCUCAUGCACUAACAAAAUCCAGCCAGAAACUUCAACUAACGAAUCCAAUUCAAUUUCAGAACCAAAGAAAAAGUUUUCCUCCUCUCAAUGCUCUGAUAUAAUGGAUCAGCAGCAAAGCAGCUUAACCCCACCAAGCCUAAACUUCCCAACUCUGAAAUUCGAUCUGGAUGGUGAUUUGGAAGUCCAAUCACCGGACAAUUCAUCACUCUGGGAAUCAUUGUUCUCCGACCAGUUCGAUUCCGACUUCAUGAUCUUAUCUCCGGUUAGAAACUUGCCGUCGCCGCGGCAAACAUCGAAUUACAAUUACAAUUACAAUUACAAUUAUGCUCAGUCAAUGCAGGGGCAGAGUCUCUUGGGAUGUUCUCCACCGCGGUUUGGUUCACAGGUUGGAGCUGCUUUUAGCAGCAGAGGGAAGGGACUCAGUCCACUUCACAGGGUCUUUAACUCUCCAAACAACAAUAAUGGUAGUAGUAGUAAUCAGUAUAUGCAGCAUACAGACACUUUUGCCCUGCAGGCAAUUGAAGAUUUCUUGGAUGAUUAUCAGAGAGAUGGCUUCGUUGUUGGAGGUUUUAACAAGAUGACAGGGAUGGCUGGUGGUGGUGGGAAUUCUUCAUCAGAGCAAUCUUACGAUAUUCCGACUCCCCCGACGUUGGAUUGCUUGGCGAUCCCAAAUUCCUCUUCUUCUUCUAGGUUUUGUGGGUCGGCAAGUGAAACAUCUUCCGGUCCUGGAGGGUCUCAGGUGACACAAGAGAGUGGUGGUUAUCAAAUGGGGACUAUUGGACCAGGUGCUCCAUUAUCAGAACAAUUGCGACAAGAAAGGCGGGAAGAUAAUAAUAAUAACAAUAACAUUAGCAAUAAUAAUAAUAAUAAUAAUAUUAAUGUUAAUAUUCAUCGUCCACAACAGCAACAAUCCCAGCCACCAGUACAGCUCCAUCAUAACCUUAACCAUAGUUUAAUGGCGCCUCUUCCUAUUGCCUCUGACCAGGAACAAGACAGUGGACUUCAACUGGUGCACCUUCUUCUUGCUUGUGCGGAAGCUGUUGCAAAAGAAGACUACAUGCUGGCCAGAAGGUAUCUCCACCACCUCAACCGAGUCGUCACACCCAUCGGCGAUUCCAUGCAAAGGGUGGCUGCCUGCUUCGCGGACGCCCUCAGUGCACGUCUCACCGCCACACUCACCACCAACCCAGUCACCGCUUCUACACCGUCUUUCCCUAGCUCCUCCCUAGAAGUCCUCAAAAUCUACCAAAUCGUCUACCAAGCUUGUCCAUAUGUCAAAUUCGCCCAUUUCACUGCUAACCAAGCCAUCUUCGAAGCUUUUGAAGCCGAAGACCGCGUCCACGUCAUCGAUCUCGACAUCCUCCAAGGCUAUCAAUGGCCUGCUUUCAUGCAGGCCUUGGCCGCCCGUCCCAGCGGAGCCCCGUUCCUCCGGAUAACCGGUGUGGGUCCCUCCAUCGAUACGGUGAGAGAGACUGGCCGGUGUUUGACUGAGCUCGCUCACUCUCUCCACGUCCCCUUCGAAUUCCAUGCGGUUGGUGAAGAGCUCGAAGAUCUCAAACCCCACAUGUUCUACCGCCGCGUCGGCGAAGCUCUGGCGGUGAAUUCGGUCAACCGCCUCCACCGUGUUCCGGGGAACUGCCUGGGGAACUUACUGACGAUGAUUCGGGACCAAGCCCCUAAUAUAGUAACCCUAGUUGAGCAAGAGGCAAGCCAUAACGGACCCUACUUCCUGGGUAGGUUUCUAGAAGCGUUGCACUACUACUCGGCCAUUUUCGACUCGCUGGACGCGACGUUUCCGCCGGAUUCGGCUCAGAGAGCAAAGGUGGAGCAGUACAUAUUCGCGCCGGAGAUUCGGAACAUCGUGGCUUGUGAGGGAGCGGAGAGGAUACAGAGGCAUGAGAGGUUGGAGAAAUGGAGGAAGGUGAUGGAGGGGAAGGGCUUUAAAGGAGUGGCAUUGAGUGCGAAUGCGGUGACACAGUCGAAGAUAUUGUUGGGAUUGUAUUCAUGUGAAGGUUAUAGGUUGACGGAGGAUAAAGGUUGCUUGCUUUUGGGUUGGCAAGAUAGGCCUCUUAUUGCUGCUUCUGCAUGGAGAUGUUAA